AUGAAAUCACUGAAAAAUUACACUUUUUCAAUUAUUGUGAGCCGAAGAAACGUCUCCAUCAUAAAACCACUCAAAACGGGUGCUGGAUCAAGUCUAAAAUUAGCAAACAACCUUCUUUUGGAUGCUGCUGGACAUAUAAGACUAACGGAUUUUGGACUGUCAAAGGGAUGGAUAAAAGGCGGCCAAACGUAUAGUUUUUGUGGUACUGCGGAAUAUAUGGCACCGGAAGUAGUGAGCAACGAAGGACAUACAGUAUCUGCCGAUUGGUGGAGUUUCGGAAUCCUAAUGAAUCUUUAG
Molecule: messenger RNA, 297 nt
Organism: Gongylonema pulchrum
Lineage: Eukaryota; Metazoa; Nematoda; Chromadorea; Rhabditida; Gongylonematidae
Source: the annotation of a GenBank genome assembly